Molecule: messenger RNA, 459 nt
Organism: Phytophthora infestans T30-4
Lineage: Eukaryota; Oomycota; Peronosporomycetes; Peronosporales; Peronosporaceae
Exons: 4
Coding region: 1-459 (152 amino acids)
Source: RefSeq, a predicted model, not a curated record
AUGCCGCCUCUCGUAGUGAUCCGCAGCGGCUGUAAGCACGUCGAAUAUCUUGAGAACCGAAGUACGUGGCGCCACGCGCCGCGGCUGGAGCUUUUAAUUUUUGGGUUCUCGAGGGAGAUGUGUGAUGUGGAAGGAAUGCAUGCAUUUCGUUGCGCAGACUGCGGCAACGUGGUGGCUGACCGCGACGAUGUCGUAUCGAAAACCUUCUUCGGCCGCACUGGCAAGGCGUUCCUCAUGAAUAAUAUGUAUAACAUUUGUGUCGGUCCAGCUCGCAACCGCUAUCUAAUGACGGGAAUGCACAGCAUCGCAGACGUGUUGUGCAGCCAGUGUGAUUUUGUACUGGGCUGGAAAUAUAUUAAAGCCAUGGAGAGUUCUCAGAAGUACAAAGAAGGCAAGUUCAUUAUGGAGCAGGCUGUGGUCGAGGACGACUCGGAAGAGCAUGCUUGGAAUCGGCUGUAA